Molecule: messenger RNA, 1779 nt
Organism: Zophobas morio
Lineage: Eukaryota; Metazoa; Arthropoda; Insecta; Coleoptera; Tenebrionidae
Product: SH2 domain-containing protein 4A-like
Exons: 4
Coding region: 240-1493 (417 amino acids)
Cellular component (GO): cytoplasm
Source: RefSeq, a predicted model, not a curated record
ACUCGACAAGACGGCAACUUCACUCAGUCGGCUUCCGAACGCGAACAGAGCAGGCCCAUAACUUUCCUGCUGGUGCAUGCGUCCUACCACACACAUGUUCACGGUUUUGUCGAUUUCGUAAAUCUGAAGAACCAGUGCCUUCGCGGUCGAGUGCCGAUGUGAGAACCCGAAAGUACCGCUUUUCCAAUGGGAUACUGAUAGGUGGUACGAGGUUUCCGUGGUACAAAAAACAAUCCAUAAUGUUGCAACAAAUCCUUCGGGACAUGUACGUCGACCCCGACAUCCUCGCCGAGCUUGACGAGCAACAGAAGCAAACCCUCUUCUGCAAAAUGCGUGAAGAACAAGUCAGAAGAUGGAAGGUCUGGAACGACAAGCUCGGCGACGAACCGCACAUGAACCGGCCCUCCAGCAAGAAGAAAAAGGUGUCGUUCCUCAAGGGCGAAGACGGGGAGCCGUGGGUGUGGGUCAUGGGCGAGCACAAAGACGACAAAAGCAUCGAGGAGAUCCUCAAGGAGGAAGCCAUAGAUAAGGCUCGGAAGAUGGCGGAGAAGGAAGCCGAAGAACUGAGGAAGCAGGUCGAAGCCGAGCUGUACAUCGAACUCACGCCAAAAAUCGAAGAAAUUGAAGCCACCCCCAAGCUGCAGAUCGACGACGACAUGGACAUCUACUGCUCGGUGGACGAGCUUCGGGAGAAGAUCAACAACAAACCGAAGACUUUUAAUUAUAGUGUGAACCAAUACCAGAAUAAGAAUAGGUAUAAUGUGAUCGAUACCAGGGAUGUUCUGCAGGAGAUCUCGCUGAACACGCAGAAGGUGGCGCAGAGGGUGGCGCUGUGGGAGAGACUGACGGAGGAGAGGACGUGCCAGAUCUUACAGAAGAUGCAGAGGAGGCAGCAGGAGGUGGCUAAAGAAGCGGAGGAGGCGGAGAGGAAGCAGGAGCAGCUUUGGAUGGAACAGGAGCGCAAAGCGAAGCAAGCCGAACAACAGAUCCGCGAAAUCGCACGUCGCGCGAGGGAGGAACACAGACUGACAUCGAAUUUCGAGAUUGAUACUUCUUAUAGCACGGUCAACAACACAGGGGUACCCCCAGGGAAGAAUGCGGUCAUCGAAUGGUACAGAAACACAGAGAGACCGAAAUGGACGGGUUUGGAUUCAUCGAAUAACGUGGAGUCGUGGUUUCAUGGUCUGAUCACCCGGCCUGAAGCAGAGAAGUUGCUGCUGGAUAGGCCAUAUGGGAGCUUUUUGGUCAGGUUGUCGGAGAGAAUUUGGGGUUAUGCCAUUUCGUAUAGGGCACAAGAGAAGUGCAAACAUUAUCUGGUCAGUGCCACUGCCACGAACAAAUAUCAGUUCUUGGGGAACAACCAAAUCGAACACAAUUCCCUACGUGAUCUCAUUGACUACCACAGACAUCAUCCAUUGACCGGCGGCGAAAAGUUAAUCGACGCCUGCCCAAGGAGCCCCGACUCAACGCUUAAUGAACUGUUCGACCAAUGAAGUCUACGUCUCAAAGAAAACUCUGUGAUCGUUUGGCAUUUUAUAGUGUUACAUAACCCGUUUUUAUCGUUGAUUUGUACUGUACCAUUACACUGGAACGAUUCUAUUUCAGUAUUAUGUCCGCACUUAAUUUCGCUUUUAUCAUUUUGAUCGAUAUGUUAAAUGUGCCUUGUGUGUUUGUAGGUUAAUUUUUAAUACCUAUUUAUGUUAGGGUAUGUGUAUCUUAUAACCAGCCCCAAGUUUUAUUUGAUAGUGGGGAUGCUGUAUGAAUAUACUUUUUGCUUAA